CUGUGUUGUGAGCCCAGGACAGCAGAGUUUGCUGCUCCCCACCAGCCUUGCAGAGUUUGGACUGAUCACUAGCAAGGCAGGAGAAAGAGAAACUCGGUUCAAACUUCACCUGGAGCCUUUGGUCUCCCCCUCUUCCCAAAUUAAGAAGGAGAGGGACGUUUACUUGCCCUCUGCUGCACUCCAAGGGCUCCCCAAUGAAGGUGACUUGCUGGAUCCUGGCAGGUUUUUACCUGCUUUUCUGCUGCAAAGCAGAAGAGGGACUGAAUUUCCCCACUUACGAUGGGAAAGACCGAGUGAUCGACCUGAAUGAGAAGAACUACAAGCAGGCCCUGAAGAAGUACGACAUGCUCUGCCUGCUCUUCCACGAGCCCGUGAGCUCUGACAAGGUCUCCCAGAAGCAGUUCCAGAUGACAGAGAUGGUCCUGGAGCUGGCGGCUCAGGUCCUGGAGCCCAGGAGCAUCGGCUUUGGGAUGGUGGACUCCAAGAAGGAUGCCAAACUUGCCAAAAAGCUAGGCUUGGUUGAAGAGGGAAGUCUCUAUGUCUUUAAGGAGGAGCGGUUGAUUGAAUUUGACGGAGAACUGGCCACGGAUGUCUUGGUGGAAUUCCUCUUGGAUCUGCUAGAAGACCCUGUGGAGAUCAUAAACAGCAAGCUGGAGCUUCAGGCCUUUGACCAAAUCGAUGAGGAAAUCAAACUCAUUGGCUACUUCAAAGGAGAAGACUCUGAACAUUACAAGGCAUUUGAAGAAGCCGCCGAACACUUCCAGCCAUACAUCAAGUUCUUUGCCACCUUCGACAAAGGGGUUGCCAAGAAGCUAGGUCUGAAGAUGAACGAGGUGGACUUCUAUGAACCGUUUAUGGAUGAGCCUGUUCACAUCCCCGACAAGCCUUACACAGAAGAGGAGCUGGUUGAAUUUGUGAAGGAGCACAAAAGGGCCACCUUGAGGAAACUGCGCCCAGAGGACAUGUUUGAGACGUGGGAGGACGACAUGGAGGGAAUCCACAUUGUGGCCUUCGCCGAAGAAGACGACCCAGAUGGUUUUGAGUUCCUGGAAAUCCUGAAGCAGGUUGCCAGGGACAACACCGAUAAUCCCGACCUGAGCAUUGUCUGGAUUGACCCCGACGACUUUCCUCUGCUGAUCACUUACUGGGAGAAGACCUUCAAGAUUGACCUGUUCAGACCACAGAUCGGGGUGGUGAACGUCACAGACGCCGACAGCGUCUGGAUGGAGAUCAGAGAUGACGAUGACCUGCCCACAGCCGAGGAGCUGGAGGACUGGAUAGAGGACGUGCUUUCUGGGAAGAUAAAUACCGAAGAUGAUGACGACGAUGAUGAUGAUGAUGACAAUGAUGAUGAUGACGACGACGACGAUGAUGACGACGACGAUGAUGAUGAUGACGACGACGACUAACUGUGACUCUGUGCAGUUUGACUUGUGGGGGCUGAGAGGCCUCCCCCUGCGGCAGGUCCCUCCAUCGGAAGACCUGCGUUUAAGCGUCAGCAAGCACCGCUGCUCCUCUUUCCCCCUUGCCCCACUCCCCCUGCCCCUGCCCUUGCUGGGACCCCCCGGCCUGAUUCUCAGCGGUGCUGAGCCACCGGGACUGCCCCUGCGGCGGGGGG
Nipponia nippon (crested ibis) is the source of this 1618-nucleotide messenger RNA. RefSeq names its product calsequestrin 2 (gene CASQ2). The record is from RefSeq and is a predicted model, not a curated record. Gene Ontology annotation, cellular component: Z disc; sarcoplasmic reticulum lumen. Gene Ontology annotation, biological process: regulation of cardiac muscle contraction by regulation of the release of sequestered calcium ion. NCBI's taxonomy places the organism in Eukaryota, Metazoa, Chordata, Aves, Pelecaniformes, Threskiornithidae. Gene Ontology annotation, molecular function: calcium ion binding.